Molecule: messenger RNA, 789 nt
Organism: Nematolebias whitei (Rio pearlfish)
Lineage: Eukaryota; Metazoa; Chordata; Actinopteri; Cyprinodontiformes; Rivulidae
Product: GTPase IMAP family member 4
Exons: 2
Coding region: 1-789 (262 amino acids)
Molecular function (GO): GTP binding
Source: RefSeq, a predicted model, not a curated record
AUGAUAAAACCUGGAGUUCAUUCUUCUAAAUCGAAGAAGAAAAACGGCAGCGCCUAUCGGAUCGUGUUGUUGGGAAAGACGGGAUGUGGGAAAAGCGCCACAGGGAACACCAUCCUGGGAAGAGAGGCGUUCCAGUCUGAGGCGUGUCCAACUUCUUGGACUCUCGAUUGUAAACGGGUCGACGGGGACGUCCGAGGCACACCGGUGGCGGUUGUCGACACACCGGGGCUCUUUGACACCAACUUCACCGGAGAAGAAGUGCUGAAGAAGAUCCAAGUUUGCCUCUCUCUGGCUGCGCCUGGUCCUCACGUCUUCCUGGUGGUCCUGAGGCUGGGGAGGUUCACCAAAGAGGAGGAAGACACCCUGAAUAUCAUUCUGGAAACCUUUGGUGAGGACAUCACCAAACACGCAAUACUGCUGUUCACUCACGGAGACAAGUUGAAAAAACAAACCAUUAAUCAGUUUAUUUCCAAGAGCGAGGCGCUGAAGAGCCUCGUCGACGGUUUCGCCAACAAAUACCACGUUUUCAACAACGAGUCAAAGGACGACAGACAAGUGGUGAAGCUGCUGGAAAUCAUUGAAAGAAUAAUUCUGGAUAAUCAGGGGAAGUGUUACACCAAAAAGAUGUUCAGCAGGGCGAAACGGUUGUCGAAGAAGGAGAAACAGAGGACGUCCAAGGCGCUGAAGGCGGUGGAGCAGCAGAGGAGGAACACGCUGAAGGCCGAGGUGGAGCACGACAUGAAGCUGACGGGGCGUUCCACGAAACCCAACAAAUGUGUUGUCCAGUGA